AGAUGAAAGGAAAAAAAUAGAGAAGAGAGAUUCAAGACAAUCCAACCAAUCUGCGGUUAAUACUUGUGUGUUUCUUCUCUCUCAGCCCUUCCCUUCAUCUUUGGGAGUUUGGAUCUCGUAUCCUUUCUUCCAAUAAUGGCGAGUUGGUUCUCACCUAAAUAUGGUCUUAGAUCCAUUCUUCGUCUUCCCAGAACCUUAUUCUCAGCUUCAGCAAACAGAGUGCACAAGAACAAUGAAUAUCAACAGACAAAGAUAAAUGAGGUUCAAAAUGAAGAGGGGGAGGAUAAAAAUGAUGGUUUUAAUCCAGGUGCACCACCUCCAUUUAAGAUUGCUGAGAUCCGUAAUGCCAUUCCUAAACACUGUUGGAUCAAGAAUCCAUGGAGGUCGAUGAGUUAUGUUUUCAGGGAUAUUCUUGUGGUUGCUGCAUUAGCUGCUUCUGCUGAGUAUUUUAAUAACUGGGUUUUCUGGAUUUUCUAUUGGGCUGCUCAAGGAACCAUGUUCUGGGCUAUCUUUGUUCUUGGCCAUGACUGCGGCCAUGGGAGCUUUUCAAACAGUCAGAAGCUUAACAGUAUUGUUGGACAUCUUCUUCAUUCGUUCAUUCUUGUGCCUUAUAAUGGAUGGAGAAUCAGUCACAGAACACAUCACCAGAAUCAUGGACACGUUGAGAAUGAUGAAUCAUGGCACCCGUUGACUGAGAAGGUUUACAGAAACAUGGAUGAUACUAGUCGAAGCCUUCGAUUCACCGUUCCGUUCCCCAUGUUUGCAUACCCAAUAUAUCUGUGGCGCAGAAGUCCCGGAAAGAAGGGUUCUCAUUUCGACCCAAACAGUGAUUUGUUUGCACCAAAUGAGAGGAGCUGUGUGGUUAUCUCUACCCUUUGCUGGAUGACAAUGGCAGCAUCACUUGUAGUAUGUUCUUGUGUAGUAGGUCCAAUCCGAGUCAUCAAGUUAUACGGCAUACCAUAUUGGAUCUUUGUAAUGUGGUUGGAUAUGGUUACCUACUUGCAUCACCACGGCCACGAGCAAAAGCUUCCUUGGUACAGAGGAGAGGAAUGGAGUUAUCUAAGAGGAGGGCUCACAACAGUUGAUCGUGAUUACGGGUGGAUCAAUAACAUUCAUCACGACAUUGGAACUCAUGUUAUCCAUCAUCUAUUCCCCCAGAUUCCACAUUAUCAUUUGGUUGAAGCAACCAAGGCAGCUAAACAUGUGUUAGGUAAGUAUUACCGGGAGCCAAAGAAAUCAGGGCCACUCCCAAUUCAUUUAGUUGGAAACCUAAUAAACAGCAUGAAACAAGACCAUUACGUCAGUGAUAGCGGGGAGGUUGUGUAUUAUCAAACCGAUGAUCAGUUGUUUGAAAAGUCUAAAAACAAGUCAGAGUAAAAGCCAUGGAAUUGAAGGCCGUAACUCGCGCUAUUUUGAUCGUUUCAUCACCAAAAAAGAAAAAAAAAUCUUCCUUCAAUAAUUCAAACUGUAGUGAGAUGGAGAGGGCAACUCCAUUUUUGCCCGAACUUAUGAUUUUUCCUCUUUUCAUUUCACAAGUAAGAAAAUACUGUUUCGUGACGGAAAAUUUAGAGCUGAUAAUGUUAUUCAAUCUUUGGUGAUAAAAACUAAUGUGAUUUCAGCAAACAGUUAAAUUGCAUACAUCAUUGUUUCUUUU
Papaver somniferum (opium poppy) is the source of this 1654-nucleotide messenger RNA. RefSeq names its product omega-3 fatty acid desaturase, endoplasmic reticulum-like. Gene Ontology annotation, biological process: lipid metabolic process. Lineage: Eukaryota; Viridiplantae; Streptophyta; Magnoliopsida; Ranunculales; Papaveraceae. The transcript is spliced from 8 exons. Bases 136 to 1377 code for a protein of 413 amino acids. The record is from RefSeq and is a predicted model, not a curated record. Gene Ontology annotation, molecular function: oxidoreductase activity, acting on paired donors, with oxidation of a pair of donors resulting in the reduction of molecular oxygen to two molecules of water.